AUGAAAGAAGUGCUGUUAAUGAAAAAAGAUCUGGACCUCAUAAAAUCGACAAACUUGGCAGCCGCUCCUGAUCUUUGUGUGCCUCAAAAAGUUUUUGAACUUUUAUCAUCGUUUAGCGAAAUGUCCACAAUUGAUGUUUUUGUUAAUGAAGCUGGAUGCGAUGAAGAUCAGAUUCAGAAUACUCAUGGCAGUUUGGAUAAUGUUGACAAAUCCGCAUCUUUGUUGGAAAGUUCAUCAAGAAGUAAAAGCAAAUUUGUAACUCAAAAUGUGUUUGAUAUGGAGUAUGAAGCUCAUAAACAAACGAAACACUUGCUAGAUCUCUCUGAAAAAUCUGUUAGUUUUUUUGCUUCUAUGGAAACAUUGUUUUGGAAGUUUUGA
Helobdella robusta is the source of this 378-nucleotide messenger RNA. RefSeq lists its product as hypothetical. The transcript has 2 exons. The record is from RefSeq and is a predicted model, not a curated record. NCBI's taxonomy places the organism in Eukaryota, Metazoa, Annelida, Clitellata, Rhynchobdellida, Glossiphoniidae. The coding region runs from base 1 to 378 and encodes 125 amino acids.